Molecule: messenger RNA, 3459 nt
Organism: Scylla paramamosain (green mud crab)
Lineage: Eukaryota; Metazoa; Arthropoda; Malacostraca; Decapoda; Portunidae
Exons: 4
Coding region: 191-1483 (430 amino acids)
Source: RefSeq, a predicted model, not a curated record
GUCUAACAGGAAGAAACCACAUACUUGUAGCUAAGCCGAGACUCCGAGAGCGCAGGGCAGAAUGAGGUGUACGACAGUGUUAUCCACGGUAGCUUCUGGAAAGAGUCUGGCAGCACUGCAGUCGUAUUCUACUGAGCAGAGCUGAAAAAUUUACAAAGGAGGCGCCACCAGCACAACACCAGUCUUCACGAUGGCAGAUAAGGAACCCAAGGUUGAUGCUGCCACGUCAUCUUCACCGUCAGUGACACCGAUAAAUUUGGUGACAGAAGACCACGUGCGGGCAGCGCUCACGUCAGAUAAGGGCGCCGCCGCACAACUCACCGACUGGAAGGUUGUGGACUUCAUGAAUAAGGGCGACAAUUAUGCCUCUGAAGUGACCACCGUCGAGGUUAAGUAUGAGCUCGACGGGAAGAGCUCAAAGGUGGUCUAUGUGGUAAAGAUUAACUCAGGAAAGACCUUAAGCGGCGAGAGGGUUAUUGACAUAAUCUUUCGAAAGGAAUGCAAAUUUUUCCUCGACAUCUCACCUCAGAUAAACUCUGCACUAAGAGAAAUUGGUCACACAGAGAUCAACGUUCCUAAAUGCUUCCAUGUAGGUCUGGAGAAAGGAAAGGAAGUAAUCUUCCUUGAGGACCUACGAGCCAGAGGCUACAAAAUGGCUGACCGGAAGCGAGGGCUGGAUGAGGCUCACACUACCCUUGUGCUGAGGGAGCUAGCCAGACUCCACGCCGCCUCCCUCCUGUUGCAGAACAAGACUCCUGACGACGACCUUGGGGAAAAGUACCCUUAUUUGAAAACAGAUUGGUCCUAUUUCAUUACUAACUAUGAUUCAGUGUUGAAUACGUUGAAAGAAAGUGCAAAGCUCUCUCAAACUAUCGCCAGAAAAAUGGAUGGGUACGAGAGAGUAAAUGCCUGGAUAGACAUGAUCAUCCCUAAGAUAGAAGAAAUCUUCUCCAAGCAGACGAAACAUGUUUUGCCUAAGGUGGUGUGUCACGGAGACUGCUGGAACAACAACCUUCUCUUCAGGUACAGCGAGACCGGCCACCCCGAGGACGUGAUGCUCCUCGACUUGCAGCUGAUAAACUACAGUGCCCCAGCUGCCGAUCUCAACUACCUCCUCUAUACCAGCAUGACGGGGGACGUCAGGAAGCCCAACAUUGAAGCCUUCCUGGGUUCCUACUAUACUGCUUUCAAGGACAUCAUGGAGGCUGGUGGCCAGACAAUACCAUUCACGGAGGCGCAGCUACUUAAGGAUUUCAAGGACAUGAACCUCGCGGGCUUAAUAUUCGCCAUGGUGUUUGUACCGCUUGUGCUUUUUGAGCCUGAAGGUGAAGCAGACACUUCGAAGGAGAAUAAGGAGGAUCUCGCGGAAAUGCUUCGUGAGACAAGAGAGAAAUCGUUGGAAACGAUAGAAACAAAUCCUCUUGUGAAACCAAGGUUUUUGUCUGUUUUCGACGAAAUGAUGGAGCUAGGAAUUAUUCCCUGAGAGAGAGAGAGAGAGAGAGAGAGAGAGAGAGAGAGAGAGAGAGAGAGAGAGAGAGUGUGUUAUAUAUUUGGUGCACGGUAUUUUGUACAGAUUUCUCUACUUACGUCAUAUUCAUAAGUAUGAUUAAUUUUGUUUCUCAUCAACAGGAAGUAAUUGCUAUUCAUUAUCACUCUGCUAUUAGAUUUCUGAACGAUUCUGGUAAUGCAAAUGUCCCCAUCAUACUUACUAUUCACGAAACCAAAACAUGGUUUGACACACAACAAUAUAAUCGUACAAUUUCUUAACCAUAUAUCCUAGCUUACGAAAUAGUUGCAUUUUCCAUCCGAUAAAGGUUUAGAUCAUUAUCGCUUUUUUCCGUGAAGGUAGUGCAGGCAUAGCAAGGGAGGCCACAGCACAGGAAGUUACCCAGCAAGGCUUUGUUCGUGCAGGGCUGGGAUUUGUAUCAGUCGUCGCAACACAAACUCGUGUAAGCGUUCAUCUUUGCGACCUUAGACACUAAUGUUAUUUAUGCGUCUGAAUUUGAUUUAUUAAAUGGUAUUCUUCACACGCGUGGGAAUAAGAAAUAAUAAUAGAUAAUGAUUAUUGGAACUUCAAUUGCUCUACUAUUUAUUUAUAAAUUAUACCGUUACAUACUGAAUAGAUAUGAAGUUUUUACUCAGAAUUACAGCAAAUUUUCACACAAUGCACAAGGAAGGCACGUGCUCGCUCUUUCCCGCAUGCACACACACACACACACACACACACACACACAUACACGCGCGCACACGCGCACACGCACACGCACACACGCACACACACACUCACACCAUCACUCCACCACCACCACCACCACCAUCACCAUUGUCAACAACAACAAAGGCAGCCAUUCUUGGGCGGGAAAUUUCAUCCUUCAGUCAACAUCGAGUUUCCUGAAGGAUCCCUCGAUGCCAAACAGUUCAGCGGAGGUCUUGGGUUUGCCUGGGCGCUUAGACUCGUCCACACAGUACUUCUCGUCCUCCAGCAGCCAGUCCCGGCGGGCGUCAAGGCGCUGCAGCCAGUAGUCUGUGUAGCGCAGGCCGAGAACAGAAAGUGUAUGCAAUAAACCAGAAAAUCAGGAAAAAAAAAAAAAUAGAAAAUAAAAAAAAUAAGUAAUUGUUAAAAUUCUGCCUAAGUCUUGAUAUAAUCAUUUAUUCUAGUGCACGAUUUAUUUCGGUAACUCCUGUUGCUUAAUUCUUGUAAUUUCUUCCGUACGUACUUUGUCACUUAAUGGAUCUGUUGUUAAUAAAGUAACUAAUUAUUAGAUCUGUCUAUGUGAAUGCAUGCUUGUCUCGUACUUUUGAUCUCUUCUACGGUGCCGUUGGUGCCUCCGUAUUCCACAGGCAGCAUCUCUCUCGGCACCUGCUUGUAGAGGCUUUCCAUGUCGCUGCCAUGGAUGUGGACCUGUGUAGGAGAGAUAGGAGGCCUCUGCUUAGUGAUCACUUUAACUUGUUCAUACCUCGACGAAAUAUUUGUGACCUUGAGAACGCAUGUGAUCUAUAAUUUUAUAAGUUUUCCCUCCGCUAGGAUACAUUUUCUCUGGUCUUCUUUCCUUCCUUUCAGGACACUCUUGUGCAUUUUUACUACCUAUUAAUGCAGAGAAGACAUUACUCACUCUUUUCUUCAUCUUCUCCUUCAUGAAUGACCUGAAGAUGUUGAACACCGUGUCGAAGGCUGCGGGUGUGUUGAUGUAGUUGAGUCCCUUGGGUCGCAUUGGGUAGCCGUCCUGCAGGUGAAGGUUUAUGACUGUUUGAUGCAAGCCCUCUAGGUUACUGUCAAGUUGUACUGCAUUUCUGAGAGUACUGUAACUUUUCUAUACAUUCUAAAAGUAGAUAAAGGUUAUAUUCAAGCAUUUCUAAGACUUUCCUGAGAGUAAAUAAAGGUAUGUCAAUUAGUAUUGCAUUUAUAAGAGUAAUGUUACUUUACUGUAUAUUGCAAGAGUAAAUGAAGGUUCCUCUGAA